AUGAAGAGACAUCUUCCAGGGCGCAAAGGGAGUCUCCGCCUACCUCUUGACCCAGCUUGGACGUCUGAGGACGGAUACAUACAGUCGGUGUUGAGCUUUGCAACGAGCUCUGACCUCUUUCGAAAUCUCUGCGGCGGAGUACAUAUUCUCGAUUUUCUCACGCGAGAGCCGGACCUCUACACGACGGUCUUACCGCUGGAAUGGCGCGACUGGUUCGACAGAGUGGACGUUGACGACGUGCUUGACCUGCUCCUUCGAACCGAGCUGCGAGACUCUGCCGAUGUAGCAGCGUCCGCAACCUCAAAUCCCAAGCAUUCUCCACCUUCAAGCCUGCUGGAAUAUGUGCAGACAAUCCGGAAACACUGCCUCCAGCGGCAGUUUUCUCCCGUGUCGGACAACGUCACAGACAUGCCCAGACAACUGUCCGUCGGCAUGAAAACCAAGAAGAUGCACGAAGUCACUAACUUCGCCGCAUACGUGGACAGGCUGUCCGAAGACGUCUGCCAGCAAUUUCAAGAGCCGAUCUCGGUGGUCGACUUCGGCUCGGGCCAGAAUUACCUUGGUCGGACGCUGGCGUCGCCGCCUUACAACAAGCAUGUGGUGGCGAUCGAAAGGAAACACCACAACAUUGCCGGUGCGAGAACAAUGGACGUGCAUGCGAAACUUGCCCAGAAGGAGAAGAUUAUGCGCAACAAGAAGGAGUGGAAGAGGCAGAUGGCACCGAAGAACGGCAUUGCCACUCCUAGACCUUCUCCCACCAUUACUCCUUUUGAGGAGGUUGAUGCGGAACCCUCGCCUGCACCAAAUCCGAUGUUCGCUGCGGCAAGGAUUCUAAACAAGGACUUUGGUCCCGAAAAUGGGUCUAUGACGUACAUCGAGCACGACGUCCAAGACGGGUAUCUCGAGAAUAUUCUUUACCCAGCAGAUCACAGUCAAGGGGAAGAAGAACAAGCACCGCCAGACAUUGUCGAUUCUUCAACGAUACCAACAUCUACACCCGUGCCCGUGAACAGAAAUCCCAAGGCCAUGGUGGUAUCGCUGCACUCGUGCGGCAAUCUGUCCCACCACGCGCUGCGCACCCUGACGCUCAACCCCAGCGUCUGCGCAGUCGCCAUCAUAGGCUGCUGCUACAACCUGCUCACGGAGCGGCUGGGGCCCGCGACAUACAAGCUACCGCGGCUGCGACCGAACCACCCGCGCCUGGAGGCGACGGGUUCGGCGUACGACCUGCACGGGUUCCCUCUGUCGCGCACGCUGGAGGACUUCUGCCACCCCGACGCCGACGGAGACGCCCAGCGGGGGGUGCGGCUGAACAUCACGGCGCGCAUGAUGGCCGUGCAGGCGCCGUACAACUGGGGGCCCGAGGACAGCGAGGCCUUUUUCCGGCGGCACUUCUACCGCACGCUCCUCCAAAAAAUCCUGCUCGACGUAGGCGUGGUCAAGCAGUGUCCUGACCCCGGGGCCGCCGUGGCAGGGGGCAGUAUCACGGGACGCAACGAAGCCGGCACACCCCUGAUCGUGGGCUCGCUGCGCAAGUCAUGCUUUGCCAGCUUCCGCGCCUACGUGCACGGCGCGCUGGCAAAGCUGAAGAGCGACCCCGUCGACGGCGCCAUGAUCGCGUCCCUGACCCAAAACCUCACCGACGACGUGAUCGACGACUACGAGCAGAGGUUCAUGUACGCGAAGAAGAACCUCGCGGUCAUCUGGAGCCUCAUGGCCUUCAGCGCCGGCGUCGUCGAGAGCAUCAUCGUCGCGGACCGCUGGCUGUUCUUGAGAGAGCAGCAGGACCUUGUAGAUGACUGCUGGGUCGAUAUUGUUUUCGACUACAAGCAGAGCCCGCGCAAUUUUGUCGUCGUGGGUAUCAAGAAGAAGCAGGAAUAA
Messenger RNA from Cladophialophora psammophila CBS 110553, 1881 nucleotides. RefSeq lists its product as uncharacterized. The record is from RefSeq and is a predicted model, not a curated record. Bases 1 to 1881 code for a protein of 626 amino acids. The transcript has a single exon. NCBI's taxonomy places the organism in Eukaryota, Fungi, Ascomycota, Eurotiomycetes, Chaetothyriales, Herpotrichiellaceae.